GCUGUUGUUUACCUUAUAAAAUAGGUUAAGACUUAUAGGAAAUUAUGAAGAAUUGUCUUUCUCCAAAAUUAUAAUCAAUUUUAAUUACCUUCCGAUAUAAAAAAUCAUUUAGACUUUACGUCUAGUAUUUAAUUCGCCCGCAUCGCUUAAACUAUGCACGAUAAGACUUAUGAGAUUUUUUAGAAAAAUGUUUUCACCAGUUAAAGACACAUUUUUAUACUUUGCUUAUGGAAGCAACUUGUUAAAGAAACGCAUUCACAUAAAUAACCCAUCUGCAGAAUUUAUUGGUAUUGGCAAACUCAAUAACCACCAAUUAAACUUCAUCAAAUAUAGUGAUCACUGGGGAGGCUCCUCAGCUACAAUAGUGCCAACUGAAAACUCUUUUGUCUGGGGUGCUAUAUGGAGGCUUAAAAAUGAGGACAUGUCAAAAUUAGACUGGCAAGAAGGUGUAGAUACUAAUUGGUAUUUCGCUAAAACUGUUGAAGUUGAAGCCGAGGAUGGAACUAUAGUAGAAUGCCGGACAUACCAACAAACCACAAACCCUCCAGUUAGGAAGGAAGGAGAAGACAUUCCAGUAGACAGACGACCAUCAAUGACCUACCUAGACUGUAUUUUAAGAGGGGCUAUGGAGUGCAACCUACCAAAGGAAUAUGUUAUUGGGUUAAAAAAGAUAUCACACAAUGGGAAUAAAGCAUCCGCCAAGAUGAUAGAAAAGUUGAACAUGUGAAGACAGAGUGCUAUUACAUCUAUAUUGAUUUAAUAAUCAAUGUCAAAGUGUAAUAAGAUUUAGUAAAUAACCCACAGCAAGCUUAUAUUUUUUUUUCACGUUUAAACUAUAGUCUUAUUAACAUAUUUCAAGACAACACAGCUUUUACAAGUCAAUAAGAACUCUUUUGCAUAAAAAAGAAUUCAAGUAUAUGAAUAAUGACUUCCAUAAAUAAUUUAUAACUCUAGAUUGAGCAUCUUGCAGUCAGGCAGCGACAAUGGGCCAGGUUCAUUGCUUUGGUUUACGUCACAGGCUACGUCUUACAAUCGUCAUACUUGUGUGUGUCACCUUUUUUUUAGCUUGCGUGUGUUGCUGAAAAUAAAGGUUAAAUCCACUCAUUUUAAUUAGCUUAAAAAACUAAAUAAUUCAUUUAUAUAUUUUUAAAGCUUAUUUAAGUUAUUACCGUAAUCAGAAAUAAAAGCUGUGUCAACAAUAUUGAACUCAAAAGCAAACCUUAUACUCCCUCUAUGUUUUGAAUAAUUAAAUUAUUCUGUGUGUAUUUCUAUGACGUAAUGUCAAUAAAAUUGUUGUGUUAUUGUUGUCAAAUAUAUUUUAUAAAAAAUUAA
Messenger RNA from Leptidea sinapis, 1332 nucleotides. RefSeq names its product gamma-glutamylcyclotransferase-like. Gene Ontology annotation, molecular function: gamma-glutamylcyclotransferase activity. Bases 170 to 727 code for a protein of 185 amino acids. The record is from RefSeq and is a predicted model, not a curated record. The transcript is spliced from 4 exons. NCBI's taxonomy places the organism in Eukaryota, Metazoa, Arthropoda, Insecta, Lepidoptera, Pieridae.